AUGAGAAAGCUUCUAUUUGUUCUACUAUUUUCUUUGGUUUUUUGUGUUUCUAAUUCUCUUCAAAAUAAAUUUGAGAAGUUUAAUGAUACUGAUUCUACUUUUGUUGAGAGUCUCUCUAACUAGGCAUUCAAUUUGUCUGAUGAGUCAGCACUUUUAUUGAACUUUUCAUCAGAAAAUAUUAAUUAUAACUCUUCUUCUCGCUAGUUAAAGAAAUUAAUUCACAUCUAACGCCAUGGGGCUCGUACUUCCGAGCGCGAAGGGAUGGAGUUGACUGAAAAAGGAAAAGAAUAACUUAGAAUUGUAGGACAAAAAAUCUUUGAGAAGUAUUCUAGUCAUGUAUAAAAUUCCAGUGAAUUUUUCUAAAACAUCUAAGUUUACUCAACAAACUACAAUCGUACAAUACAAAGCGCUAAAUUUUUUCUUUUGGGAUUAUAUGAAAGUCAGUUUAAACAUGAAGAGAAAGACUAAAAUUUUGAUGAAAUAUUUAUUGAUAACCUAAAAUCUUUAAUAUAAAUAUACAAAACAAACUAUAAUAGUGAUAUUCUUUUGAAUGGAUGGAGGUAAAAUGAGUGCAUUAAACAAAAAGAGCUAGUAAAAAUUCAAAUAAAUUCUCCCUUUUUUAAAUAAAUGUUCUCAUUCCUUUAUCCUAUCGUUUCUGAUAUAUCAGCCUUAACAAACACUUAAAUAAAUACAUUUUACGAUGCCUACCUUUUAUAUGAUGAAAUUAUUUCAUCUUAAAUAGAAGGCAAUAUCUCUGAACCUCUGUAAAUGGUCUUAGCCAAUUAAACUCUCUUUAAUACUCUUCGAUUUAUGAAUGACUUUUCAGCCAUUUAUACUUUCUAUGGUUCCCCUCUUCAAGUGAAAAUAACCACUUAAACCUUAAUGUUAAAAAUACUCGAAAUCUUCUCAUCUUCUCCUUAUUCUUUGCUAUCUCCUUCUUUAACUGUUUUUAGUGCUCAUGAUAUAACUUUAGAUGGAAUAUUUGCUGCUCUAAACCUAACAAAUCCUCGUUGUCUGAUAGAAAGCUACUAUUCAAACGAAUUUUCGCAUUUAGUUCUUGAAUACCCUUACCUCUAUACCCCGCUAGAAGUCUGCAUAUCUUCACCAUCUUUUGCUGCAAAUAUUCAAAUAGAGCUAUACGAUGACAAUUCUAUUUAGUUUGUCUAUAACAACAAAAUCUAUAAUAUUCCUUCUCUUUCCUCACUUGAAGAACUUAAUAAUUUUGUUUAAUCUUUCUACUUAGGUAUAGACUCAUAAUUCAGCUGUUCAAGUGAAAGCCAUAAAAACUUAAGACACCAUCAAGAAGAAAUAAAAUCAUAAUUGUGA
Messenger RNA from Tetrahymena thermophila SB210, 1326 nucleotides. RefSeq names its product histidine phosphatase family (branch 2) protein. The record is from RefSeq and is a predicted model, not a curated record. Lineage: Eukaryota; Ciliophora; Oligohymenophorea; Hymenostomatida; Tetrahymenidae. The transcript has a single exon. Gene Ontology annotation, biological process: dephosphorylation. Gene Ontology annotation, molecular function: phosphatase activity.